CUUCCCCCUCGGCCAAUUCCGGAGAGGAACCCUUUUUAGAUCCUUCCAAGUGGAAGCGUAGGACGAAUUUCGUCCACACCAUCCGGAAUGGCCAACAUGGCGGCCGCCGUGAGAGGCCUCGGUAGAGUCUUGAUACAUCAUCAAAAGCAUAGUCUUUUCAAGAUGGCUUAUCAGACAGCUCUUUAUCCUUGUUCUGUAUGUGUUCACGGGUCCACCAGACAUUUUGCUGCUGCUACAAAGCCUGCAAAGAAAACGAAAAAAGGUGUGAAAGGCAAGGCAUCAGAUGAGAAAAAAGAUGAGAUUGAAAAAAUAAAGUCAUACUCCUUUAUGGAAGGUGAACCUGAGGAUGAUGUCUACUUAAAGCGCUUGUAUCCAAGGCAGAUAUAUGAGGUGGAGAAAGCUAUUCAGUUACUUAAGAAAUUUCAAAUUCUGGACUUUACUAAUCCAAAACAAGGUGUUUAUCUUGAUUUGACACUGGAUAUGGCACUGGAGAAGAAGAAAAAAGUGGAGCCGUUUGCCAGUGUUCUUCGUUUUCCAUACCCAUUCGUUUCAGAAAUCAAUAAAGUUGCUGUAUUUACAGGGAAUGCAUCUGAGAUUAAAAUAGCAGAAGAACAUGGAGCUGCAUUUGCAGGAGGAGUUAAUCUGAUUCAGAAGAUUUUGGAUGAUGAAAUUCAAUCAGACUUUUAUGUAGCUGUUCCAGAAAUAAUGCCCGAGCUUAACCCAUUAAAGAAAAAGCUGAAAAAAAGAUUUCCAAAACUAACUCGAAAUUCCAUUGGCCGUGACAUCCCCAAAAUGCUUGAAUUAUUUAAAAUGGGACAUGAAAUUAAGGUAGAUGAAGAAAGGGAAAACUUUCUCGAGACCAAAAUAGCAACAAAAAUGUUUGCCAACCCUGAAGUAUAAAUACGUAACACCUAAGUGUGGAGAUCUGGUUCCAGGUGAUACGGUGUAAUCACGAGCCAGCCGCUCUCAUGUUGAAUGCAGCUGUUAUAAAACCUGGACAGAAGGCAUGGAGUAGCUGUUCAAGACGCUGAACAGUAAAUAGUGACAGACAAAGUAGGGAAGACCAGAAUUUGAAGGACAGCCCUCACCUCUGCUGCUGAGUUUGUCAUUUUUCUCUUGUGUCGUUAUGAACUGGACUCACCGUAACCCAAAACGGGGCGUGGCAUCAGCGCAGGCCGAGCUGCAGUUGGAGAAACCCUUCCCUUCAGGCCGGGGACAUAGACAUCGUGAAUCCUAGUGCAAACAGUUGGUGCUGGGAAGGGCACAG
Molecule: messenger RNA, 1267 nt
Organism: Mustela erminea (ermine)
Lineage: Eukaryota; Metazoa; Chordata; Mammalia; Carnivora; Mustelidae
Gene: MRPL1
Product: mitochondrial ribosomal protein L1
Exons: 8
Coding region: 88-900 (270 amino acids)
Biological process (GO): translation
Cellular component (GO): large ribosomal subunit; mitochondrion
Molecular function (GO): RNA binding; structural constituent of ribosome
Source: RefSeq, a predicted model, not a curated record